AUGGUCUUUGGUUUGGUCAGAGGUUUCCCCCCUUUUGGAGAAGUGUUUGUGUCAAUCGAGAACGGAGAGGGACAACUCGGGGCGGUCGCAGCCAGGUGCGCUUGCUCACUCCCCACCGCCCCAGCCCGGUCACCUCGGCCCGCGGCCUGCCCGGUGGCCUCCGUGUUCUCGGAAGGGCACUCUCAGCGUCUGGACUCCUUCGGGGAGCCUCUUUCUUCCUUUUUUUUUUUUUUUUUCCUUUGCAGCGGUAGGAGUAGGGGGGAGGGGAGUAGCUUGGAGGGCUUUAAAAAAAACGUCCUGGUGCAGCAGCUACAGUUCUGCGCGGCUGGAACAGCUCGGCAUGAGCCUCCGCUGUCGCCGCACGGGCCGCAGUUCGUUGCUGGCUGUUCCCGGACAAGGGUCCCUCUGUCCCUGGUCUCCUGGCCCAGUCCGCCGCCCCGGCACGUCUCUCCCCAGCUCCAGCGGCUCGGUCACUGCUCCUGGCUGUUGGCUGAGCUCUGGAAGCCCCCUCGCCUUAAUGCAGCGCCCGCCGACGUCACCGCGACCUGCGACCAAUCAGCGGCUCGCGGUCCCUCUGUAAACCAUUCUGCAUCCCCCGGCUGGGGAGAGUGCCGGGAGACCGCGUUUAGAGGAUCAGUGGCGGCCGCAUCCGCGGCCCGGCGCGGUGCGGGCUGCGGGCAUCGAGGUGCCCGGGCCCCCCUCUACUCUGGAGACAGCCCACGGCACCAGGUUCUGGAGAGCCAACUUCCUGACUUCAGCAGUGUGAAGAUGAUACAAUACUUUUUGGUGGGCAUUCAUCUGUCCCCCAAGCAGCUCUCAAUCUGGGGCACAGCUUUGAAGGAAGGUUGCUAAGCCUGCUAAAUCCUAGUGCACACCAACGCUGUUUUCCCAUUCAUCUGGAAACCUGGUAAGUCCUGCCUAAAAGCCUAUGUGUCAAUUUAACCUCCCGCCUGACUGCCCACAAUCCCAGCAUUUUACACUAGAGCCUUUCAGAUCUGCUUUGCUUAUGUGAAGACAGAAUGAUGUUUCAAGACUCAGAAACUUUGCACGUGUCAUUCCCUUUGCUUGGAACACCUUUCCCUCUCUUCCAACACCCUUAUGAUUGGCCUGGAAAUUUUCUAUUUCCCAUCUCAAAAUCUCAGUCUUCAAUUCUCCAGAAGAUUUCCUAACCCCCUGCUCCCAUUUAUUCCAGAAAGAGUUAUCUUUGCUUUUGUGCAUGAGCAAAUUCCACUGUUACUUAUACU
Manis javanica (Malayan pangolin) is the source of this 1244-nucleotide messenger RNA. NCBI's taxonomy places the organism in Eukaryota, Metazoa, Chordata, Mammalia, Pholidota, Manidae. The record is from RefSeq and is a predicted model, not a curated record.